Penaeus indicus is the source of this 3754-nucleotide messenger RNA. RefSeq lists its product as uncharacterized. The transcript is spliced from 2 exons. Bases 662 to 3082 code for a protein of 806 amino acids. NCBI's taxonomy places the organism in Eukaryota, Metazoa, Arthropoda, Malacostraca, Decapoda, Penaeidae. The record is from RefSeq and is a predicted model, not a curated record. Gene Ontology annotation, molecular function: D-type glycerophospholipase activity. Gene Ontology annotation, biological process: phospholipid catabolic process. Gene Ontology annotation, cellular component: plasma membrane.
UUCAACAUCCUGUAGUAAGAGUAUGAAUGGAAAUGGGGUAGACCCACGCAACCAUGAGUCACUUUACCACGUCACGUAUAUUUUUUCUCGCUAUAAGAUGACAAAAUUGUGACUUGUGACGCAUAUAUAAAUGUAAGUGUAGGUAGGUACUACAAUCAGUAAGAAGAGAAGAGGCAUUCUGUUUAGAAGAUACUUUGAGAGGAACUGAUAUUUACAAGAGUGUCUGCUUGAAAGAACUGUUUGAACUCGAUCUGUGAAGUGCGAAGAGUUAUAAAUAUUUAACAGUAUUUCUUAGUGAUUAUUUAUUAUUAUUAUUUAAAGAAACUCUAGAAAAAAGAAAAAGUGUCUACAUUUAUUCGUGUUGAAACGAAACGGUGAAGGACAUUAACUUAUUUCUGUCACUAAUAAAAUCAAAUUAAUCUAUCUCUUUAAUUGAUUAGCAUCAUGACAGGGAAAUGAGGCUAUAGUACCCAAUGUGACAGUGUAAGAAUUGUUCAAAUGCCAACGUAUUAAAUAAACAAUAAACAAGUAAUAAACGUAAUAAACAUUACAUAAGGAAUAAAGAAAAGAGAGAAGAAAAUAAAACUACUGCCAAUUAAUAGAACGACUCAGAUUUCUGUUAAAUAACUGUACAAGCACCACUAGACUAAUAACCACCAAAAUGUUUGCCAAGUUAAUGGGAGUUAAGGAUACACUCGAGUCUCAUGUCUUGGAGAUUGCAGAGACCUACACCAAAAAGGAAGAAGAAGAAGGUUUCAGUCGGAGCGGCGCCUUCGCAGAGCGUGGCAAAAUGGUCUUCCUUCACGGCGUCCUCUACCUCGAAGUCAUCGAGGGGCGCGACCUCCCCGAUGUCGACACCUCCUGGUUCCGGUCCUCAAAGGAUGUCUCGGAUCCUUACGUGACCGUCGACACGUGCUGUGCGGGCCGGAAGACGUGCCGCAUCGCCAAGACGUCCAUCAUCUACAAUUCCCUAAACCCUCACUGGGGCGAGAAGUUCCGCAUCGAGAUGUGCCACGAAACUGAGUCCCUCCUGUUCACCGUCAAGGACCUCGACUUGGUCAAGAUGGAAUCGAUGGGAUACAUGAGCAUCAGGGCAGAAGAUCUCCUUCGCGAUGAGCCUGUGACUGGCUGGUUCCCGAUCAUAGACAAGAGCGGGAACCCAGCCGGUGCCAUCAAUGUGUCACUGCGUUUUCUGUCCACGGCUGAGAUAACGCGGUCCAAUGAGGUUCCAGACACAGUUUUCCCCAUGCGGACUGGUUGCCGUGUAAAGCUCUACCAGGACGCCCACACGCCCGCUGAGUCGCCGAUCACGGACGUCCCGACACGAACCGGAGACGCAUACGAACCACCACAACUGUGGGUAGACAUCACCAACGCUAUCAACGAUGCACAAAAGCUUAUCUAUAUCAUCGGAUGGAGUGUGAAGGCUGAUAUGAGUCUCUUACGCGAUGGCGAGUGCGAGAAUCUGGGUGACAUGCUAAAGAGGAAGGCAGCGGACGGGGUCAGGGUGAUGGUGAUGGUCUGGAAUGAGGCCAUGAGCACUGACAUCUACACGCCAGGUAUCAUGGGCACUCACGAUGAGGAGACGAGGCUUUUCUUUGAGGGAUCAGAAGUUGAAGUCUUCUUGGCACCACGUCAGAAGAACAAGGGCAAGCUAAUGGAGAAUAACUUUGUGGCAACCCUGUACACCCACCACCAGAAGUGUGUUAUAGUGGAUGCUGAAGCAGAAGGCGAUGACAGGCGACGUCUAGUGGCAUUUGCUGGAGGCAUUGACUUGACAGAUGGACGCUAUGACACGCCUGACCACCCUCUGUAUAAAACACUGCCAGAACAACACCAACAUGAUUUCUACAAUGGCAUUUGUCAGUCUUCAGUUACUCAAGGCCCACGUGAGCCUUGGCAUGACAUCCAUAUGUAUGUAGAAGGACGGGCUGCUAAUGACUUGCUGCAAAACUUCGUAGAGAGGUGGCGUCGCCAGGCUCCAGAUAGGGAAAACCGUCUUCUCCCAGUCACUGAAGACGAGUUUGUCUUGGAGUGGGAUACUCCAGAUGAGAUGAUAUGGAACGUCCAGUUUUUCCGUUCCAUUAACUCUGACUCAGCACAGUUUGAUUCAAAUGUCCUGGAUAGACUACUUACCAGGAAGGGCCGAUUGUAUGAGAACUCCAUCCAGAGAGCAUACGUACAUCACAUCCGACGAGCUAAACGCUUUAUUUACAUAGAAAAUCAGUAUUUCCUGGGGUCAGCACAUAGCUGGUUAGUGCAUGAAGCAAAGUGCCCCCAUCUCAUCCCCAUUGAGCUUACAACAAGAAUAAUAAAUGCCAUAAAUGCAGGUGAGGACUUCCGGGUGUAUGUGGUGAUUCCUAUUCACCCAGAAGGAGAUCCAACCUCAACAGCUGUACAAGAGAUCCUUCACUGGCAACAUCGCACAAUGGAAAUGAUGUACAAAAAGAUUGCUAAGGCCAUUCGCAAGGCCAAAAUAGAGGCCCAUCCUACUGACUACCUUAGCUUCUACUGUCUAGGGAAGCGAGAAUGUCCAGAGGAUCUCCCAGAUGGUUUGGAUGAACCAGACUCUGGAACUGUAGCUGAAAAGGCACGUGAGAAUCUCCGUUUCAUGAUCUAUGUCCACUCCAAAAUGGCAAUAUUUGAUGAUGAAUAUAUUAUUGUAGGUUCAGCCAACAUCAAUGAAAGGAGCAUGAGUGGCAACCGUGAUUCUGAAAUGGCUCUUGGAGCAUACCAGCCAAUGUAUACCAAAGAAGAGUGCGGAGACGGUGAGAUAGAGGGUGAUGUUAGAACUUUCCGCUUAUCCCUGUGGGCUGAGCAUUGCGGUGCCCACAUGGAGGAACAUCUUACACCAACUUCUCUUGACUGCAUGAGGGCCAUGAAUGAAGUUGCAAAGACUAAUCUGGAGAAGUUCAUCUCACCAGAACCAGAGCACAAUGAUUCUCACUUGAUGUCCUACCCACUUGACGUCAAGUAUGAUGGCAGAGUGGUGGUGCGGGAGGACCUGGAGAAAUUCCCUGAUACCGGUGGCUCUAUCACUGGCAAAAACUCCAACUUCCUUCCAAAUUCUCUCACUACAUAGAUUAUAACUGAAUUAUGGGAUUUAACCCGAAUAAGUGGCAUCAAUGUAAUGGAAAAAAACAUAACCUUUAUAACAUGCUCAAGGAAAACAACAGUGAUUGGCCUAAUUGCAAUCAUGGAAUCUUAUUGUGUGACCAUUUUUCUUUCUUUUUUUUUUUCUUUUUUUUCUACCAAAAAAAAGGUGUUUUUGCAAAAGUGUUUUAACACAGCCAGACAGACAGAUGGAAGUUUUGCAAAGCAGUGACCAUUAGCUUGCCUUCUCUGCGUACAAAAUGUUAACACAAACCAAUGCUGUAGAUAAUAGUAUGUAUUGUUUUUUAUACAGACUUUUAUUACAUCAGGAGCACAAUGUGUUGUAGUCUAUAUGUAUGUAUUUCUGACUUUAGAAAUGUAUUCACACUUUUAUCAUGAUAGUGUUUCUAUUUUUAUUUAAUUUUAUUUUGUAUUACUAUACUGGAAAACUCAAUUUGAAAGCUACUCAUAUGUUUUUAAUUUCUUAUGUAUGACAACUUCAUCAGUAAUUCUUAUACUGUUUCUAAAAUCAAAAUAUAGAUUGUAAGUGUCUUUUCUGAUUUAUACAAUUAUUUACAGAAACUGGAGUAGGCAAUAUUUUUUAUUUGUAAAGACACAUAAUUUUCUCACUGAUUAAAAUUAUCUUCAGGAUGAAUGUAAU